Molecule: messenger RNA, 2021 nt
Organism: Paecilomyces variotii
Lineage: Eukaryota; Fungi; Ascomycota; Eurotiomycetes; Eurotiales; Thermoascaceae
Product: putative MFS multidrug transporter
Exons: 5
Coding region: 1-1761 (586 amino acids)
Biological process (GO): transmembrane transport
Molecular function (GO): transmembrane transporter activity
Source: RefSeq, a predicted model, not a curated record
AUGUCACAGUCAUCAAUCCGCCAUGCGGGACAUCAUUAUACAUCCCGGACCCGUCCAGAAGAUGCGGGCAAACGAGAGGCUCCUGAUGGUGCUGCUGAUGGCACCGCUGAUGGUGCUGCCGAUGGUGCUGCCGAUGGUGCUGGCCCAGGGCCAGAUGGAACCGCCACUCAUCAAGAGAAGUCAGAAAGACCAGACGGAAAGAUCGAACUUACAGAAGAAGAUUGUUGGGACAAGCUAGGUUUUGCUUUCCCAAAGUGGAAGAAAUGGCUCAUUAUCACCAUUAUCUUUGCGGUCCAAGUUUCGAUGAACUUCAAUGCAAGUCUCUAUGCCAACGUUGUCACUCCGCUGUCGUCACACUUUUCGAUUUCUGAGCAGGCUGCAAGAGUGGGCCAGAUGAUAUUCCUCGUCGCCUACGCAUUUGGAAGCGAACUUUGGGCUCCAUGGAGCGAGGAAUUUGGACGAUGGCCAAUUAUGCAGAUGAGUUUGACUCUCGUCAAUAUCUGGCAAGUCCCAUGCUCAGUUGCACCGAAUUUCGGAACCAUUAUUGUAUGUCGCGGUCUUGGUGGUCUGUCCUCUGCUGGCGGUUCUGUGACACUGGGGAUGGUCGCGGAUAUGUGGGAACCUGACGAACAACAAUAUGCAGUUGCUUAUAUUGUUCUUUCCUCCGUGGCUGGAUCUGCCCUCGCCCCCAUUAUUGGAGGAUUUGUAACAAAAUACUGCACUUGGCACUGGAACUUUUGGAUACAGCUCAUCCUUGGAGGCUUCGUUCAAUUCCUUCACUUCUGGGUUCCGGAGACGCGAUGCAGCAUCCUAGUCACCCGAGAAGCUAAAAGGAGAAGGAAGCACGGCGAAAAUGUCUGGAGCGCGGACGAACUCAGAGAGAAGCGCAUUGGAAUCAAGGAUGUCAUGGUCAUUUGGGCACGGCCAUUUGUGAUGUUUGUCCGCGAGCCCAUCGUCCUCUGUUUAUCACUUCUUAGCGGUUUCAGUGAUGCUCUUAUUUUCACCUUUCUUGCAUCCUACAAACUAGUCUAUGAACAGUGGGGUUUUGGCCCAGUGGAUACAGGUCUUGCAUUUAUCCCGAUCAUGAUCGGAUAUCUCAUGGCUUACGCCUCAUUUCUUCCCUGGAUUCACCGACAUUGCAGAGUCCGCGAAAGGGAUCCAGAUGCCCUUAAGCCUGAGGCGCGACUUUACUGGCUGCUUUUCACUGCCCCACUUGAACCGAUUGGUCUUUUCGGAUUUGCCUGGACAAGCUUAGGACCUCCACUCACACACUGGAUAGCGCCCAUGAUCUUCUCAACCUUGAUCGCAGUUGCUAACUAUGCUAUCUAUAUGGCCACCAUAGACUAUAUGGUUGCUAGCUACGGUCCUUACUCGGCCUCGGCUACUGGAGGUAAUGCGCUCGCCAGAGAUCUACUGGCUGGAAUAGCGGCUAUGUAUGCGACUCCGAUGUAUUCGAACAUUGGACACCGCCUGCACUUGGAGUGGCCCUCUACGAUCCUGGCAUGCAUUGCAAUCAUCGUGACGAUUCCUAUCUAUAUAUUCUACUGGUGGGGACCUAAAAUCCGCGAGCAUUCCCGGUUCGCCCAGACUUUGGCUAGUGAACGAAGGUCGCGUGGAACCGAAGCAUCCACUUGUGGGUCCGGAACGUCAGGUCCUGAGGAAGCAUACUUUGGCACCAGAAGCAGAAGUGCGAGCCAAUGCAGCAGUAGAACUAGGAGGAGGAUGGCUUCAGGGGCAGAUGGGGCCGACGGGGCCGUUUGAGCUGCGUGAGAAUGAAAGGAAAGAAAGAAACAAACAAACAAACAAACAACCAUCCUUCUAUCCCUUUAUUCAUCUCAUAUCUUCAUGAUUUUCCCUUGGCCCGAGUACCACCGGGCUUACGGAGUACUCCGUGCUCGAAUAAUAAUAAUAAUAUCGUCUUUGUCCUCUGCAGCCUAGUUAGUAUGGUGGGGUAUGCAUUAAGAGAAAAAAUAGAAAGAAAACUACAUUCUAUGCGCACUAUCUAAUUCAACGGCCUUAAU